AUGAACAAUCAGCCUCACAUUUUAGCUUAUGCGCUUCAUGAAACUGAAGGUAUUCCAGAAAGGUUUGCAGAACUCAUCAAGAAACAUUUCAACAUCAGGUACUAUGAAGAAUUUCUGAAAAAUGAAAAAGAACUUGCUGAGAAAAUCCAGUUUAUUUUUGGUUGGAAACACUAUUCCAUAAUAGAUGAAAAGCUUCUGAAAUCUCUACCUCAUUUGAAGGCCAUUACAAAUUAUGGAGUUGGUGUGGACCAUCUCGACUUAUCUCUGAUCAACAGUUUUGGGGUGAAGGUGGCCAACACUCCUCAUGUGGUGGACAAUGCUACUGCUGAAAUGGGCAUGGCUUUAAUGUUGGCAUCUGCCAGGAAUCUAUUGGAAGGUCAGAAGAUUUCAACUUCCCCAGACACUAAUGUACCCUUUGAGUUAGUAGGAGUCGAAAUGACUGCAGACACUCUUUGGAUCAUUGGAAUGGGAUGGAUACGAUACAAAGUCGCUCAAACAGCCAAAGGAUUUGAGAUGAAAAUUCUGAAUCACGACAGGAACAGGAGAUAG
Hemiscyllium ocellatum (epaulette shark) is the source of this 549-nucleotide messenger RNA. RefSeq names its product putative 2-hydroxyacid dehydrogenase SE_1879. The record is from RefSeq and is a predicted model, not a curated record. NCBI's taxonomy places the organism in Eukaryota, Metazoa, Chordata, Chondrichthyes, Orectolobiformes, Hemiscylliidae. Gene Ontology annotation, molecular function: NAD binding; oxidoreductase activity, acting on the CH-OH group of donors, NAD or NADP as acceptor.